AUGGGCUAUCCACAACAACAGUAUUUCCCACCACCGCAGGGGUCUUCUCAACCACACAGACCACAAUACCCACAGCAGCAAUCCAUUCCGCAACAGAAUGCGCUACCGAUUCCACCACAAAAGUCCACCCUCGAAGAAACGUUGCAAGCCUUUAUGGAGAUGAGUAAACAAAGUAUGGAGUCCCAAGCUUCUACGAUCAAAAGGCUCGAGACAACGGUUGGACAACUUUCCGGUGCCUUGAAUCAAAUCCAACAACAACAGCAACCCGGGAAGUUUCAUGGUCAACCUGCUCAGACGUAUCAAGCUCUUGCUGUAACUGUUCUUCGCAGUGGUAAGAUGGUGGAUAACAAAGUGAAAGUUCCUAAUUUGACCAGCGCAGAGCAGCCGCACUCUGCUUUCACCAGCGCAGAGCAGCCGAGCUCUAUCGUGACCAGAGCAGAGAAGCCAAGCUUUGCCCUCACCAGAGCAGAGAAGCCAAGCUCUGUCCAGCCUAGACCAGAGUUUCCGAGCUCAGCGCUGACCAGCCCGACUGAUGGAGAGAUGGCAGAUAAGCAAAAAGAAGGCGAGAAGGAGAAGGAGGUCAAGCUCCACAAAGCUACUGCACCCUAUCGACCACCGAUUCCUUUUCCGAACAGAUUGAGAAACGAGAAGCAGGACCGUCAGUUUGAAGAAUUCUACAAUAUGUUGGCCAAGGUAAAUGUGAAUUUGCCUCUUCUUGAUGUGAUCCGAAACGUGCCUGCAUAUGUGAAACUCUUCAAGGAAUUGGCAUCCAACAAAAGAAGGUUCGGUGACAAUGAGAAGGUGUUGGUUUCCGAAGUUGCAAACGCAAUCAUGCAACAAUCUUUGCCACCCAAGCAACGCGAUCCAGAGUUAGGUAAUUUAAAAUCUACUCGCAUGUGCCUCCAACUUGCUGAUAGAUCCGUCAGGUAUCCCCUUGGUAUAGUAGAAGAUAUCCUAGUUAGAGUCGGGGGUUUGAUAGUGCCCAUUGAUUUUGUCGUACUUGAGAUUGGGGGAUGUGCACGAGAAUGGUAG
Molecule: messenger RNA, 1032 nt
Organism: Salvia miltiorrhiza (redroot sage)
Lineage: Eukaryota; Viridiplantae; Streptophyta; Magnoliopsida; Lamiales; Lamiaceae
Exons: 2
Coding region: 1-1032 (343 amino acids)
Source: RefSeq, a predicted model, not a curated record